This is a messenger RNA of Glossina fuscipes, 798 nucleotides long. RefSeq names its product cilia- and flagella-associated protein 20. The record is from RefSeq and is a predicted model, not a curated record. Gene Ontology annotation, biological process: positive regulation of cell motility; regulation of cilium beat frequency involved in ciliary motility; cilium assembly. The transcript is spliced from 3 exons. Lineage: Eukaryota; Metazoa; Arthropoda; Insecta; Diptera; Glossinidae. The coding region runs from base 49 to 798 and encodes 249 amino acids. Gene Ontology annotation, cellular component: ciliary basal body; motile cilium.
UUAUAAGCAAUAGUUCUCCUAAUAUCCUCACUAAUAAGAUUACUCCACAUGUUCCGCACGGUCUAUCAGAAGGGUUGUUUCUCUAUCCUAUACAGUGUGGGCGGUAAUCCUUUGAAGCUAUGGACAACACAUACAAAAAACGGUUACGUCAAACGUGUAUAUGAUGAAGAUAUUAAGUCCUUGGUUUUGGAAAUAAUGGGAACAAACGUAUCAACCAUGUACAUUUCAACACCCAGAGGCAAUAAUCAGCAACUGGGUAUAAAAUUGCCUUUUCUCGUGUUAUUAAUUAAAAAUAUGCAUAAAUAUUUUACGUUCGAAGUUAAAAUUGUUGAUGAUCAGCGUUUUAUGCGCCGUUUUCGUGUAUCAAAUUUCCAAAGUAAAACUUCAGUUAAGCCAUUUUGCACCUCUAUGCCCAUGGGCAUGUCCCCCGGCUGGAAUCAAAUACAUUUCAAUUUGGCUGAUUUCACAAGACGUGCUUAUGGUACUAACUACAUGGAAACUGUACGCUUACAAAUUCACGCCAACGUGCGUAUACGACGCAUCUAUUUCACAGAUCGUCUAUAUCAAGAGAGCGAAUUGCCAAAUGAGUACCGUUUAAUUGGCCAACCGAAGACUAAGAAGCCAAUAAGUUGGCGCGUUCCGGCUGCCCGACCUCCAUCACCGCAAACUAUUCGCGGGGCUACUGCCAGAAGCGCAAAAACAACAACUCCAGCACCUGAAGUUAAAAAGGAGGAACUAAUUGAGGAAGCACAACUACAACCACCACCACAACCACCGCAAGAGGAGAAAAUCGAGUAA